UCCGCGCCGAGCGGCCAAGCGAGCGCCAUGUCGCCGCGCGCAUGCUGCCGGCCGCGCGCCCCGCCGACCCUACUCGACAUCACCGCCAAGAUAGUGGCCGCGAACAUUCCCUUUCAGCGGAUCGAGGAGCGCUACGAACGCAUCCCGGAACCGGUACAACGUCGUGUCGUGUACUGGUCGUUCCCGCGGGACGAGCGAGACAUCUGCAUGUACUCGUCGUUAGCACGGGCGCCUCCCGACGACCAUCGCAACAUCGCCUUCUGCCGCGGCCUGAAGCUGCUCGAAGCCGGCUGCGUGGAGAACGUGCUGCAAGUCGGUUUCCAUCUAAGUGGGGUGGUGCGGGCACCGGCGGCAGUUCCUCCCUGCUCAGAACCGGAACGGCUGUUCAGGGUCACAGUUUCUUUUGACAGGUGUAAGAUAACCGGUGUGACAUGCAGCUGCGAGGCGCGAGAUAUCUUUUGGUGCCAACAUGUGGUCGCAUUGGCCUUGUACCGGAUCAGGAACGCAGACUCCGUUCGGUUACGAGUGCCUAUAUCAGAAACACUCCUGCAAAUGGACAGACAGCAACUUCAGAAGUUCGUCCAGUAUUUAAUAUCGGAGCACCACACCGAAGUGUUGCCGACGGCGCAGAGGUUAGCCGACGAAGUUCUGCAGGCGAGGUCUGCCAUCAACAGGAUAUGUGGCGCGCCGGACCCGACGGCCGGACCGCCGCCCGACGCGCACCAUGCCUGGCAUUUGGAUGAGCAGCAGGUCUGCGAACAAGUACGCGCGUAUUUGUUACAGGGAACUUAUUAUAAUGCAAACAAACAAUUGAACUCUUUAUUUUCAAAGGUUCGGGAGAUGCUCCGCGCGCAAGACUCGAACGGUCCCAGGAUGCUCAUGCUCAUGACGGAGCAGUUCCUAUCUGACCCCCGGCUCCUGCUAUGGAGGAAUCAGAACACGCCCAUGACAGAGAAAUGCAGGCAGCUGUGGGAGCAGUUAGGAGCUCUGUGGGUCAGCAUAGUCUUAGAUCCUGGAAGUAAUAAGCACCAUCGGCUGCAGUGGAGGCAUCUGCUGGAGAAGUGGUCGGCAGUUGAAGUAUGUCCCACCGAGGAUCCAGACUAUAGGUCUUUUCCUUUAUACGCAAGAGAAAGAGAAAGAAAUGAGAGGGAUCGUGACAGAGAUCACAGAGAUAGAGAUAGAGAACGACAUCGAGAUAGAGAAGAGAGGGACAGAGAGAGACUCCGUGAAAGAGAAGAGCGAGACAGAGAAAGGCAUAGAGAGAGACUGAGAAGAGAUAUACAUUCCCAUUCCGAGAGUUCCGAUGAAGAGUCGAGACCUAAUAACUACGAACGUGAAUACAGAAGAGCUAGCAAGAGAUUAAGACUACACAACCAGAGAACAGCGACCCACCUGGCGCCAAGAACUGUGUUCCACAAGGCGUUGGACGCGGUCGACAUAUCCUGGGAGAACGAUCACCUGAAGAACAUCCUCGGCGGUGACGAAUACUCGGACCCGGACAAGCCGGAAAAGCCGAGCGGCUCCAGUUCCACCACGCUGCAACCUUACCCCAAGUUCAAUGAACUCGGGCAGCCUUUGUGGCACGAGCAUUUGCCGGUCGUAGGGGCGAGGAUAGAAGCUCUGAGGGCGCAUGGCCGAGCCCCGGCCGCUCUGAGGCUGGCCGUCAGCGCCGCCCGCGCUAUGAGACACCGACAGGAAGUAGCCCAGCAGCGAUGGCAGAGCGUGGGUGCCGGGGAGGCCUCGUCGAGCGGGGACAGCAAGGCUUGUUCCGGCCCGGAGACGUGCUCGGGGAACUGCGGGGAGCGCGUCAAGCUGUCGCUGGUGUGCGCGCACAUGGACAGCGGCGCCUGCCAGUCCGGCGGGGCCACCUGCGCCCUGUCGCACACGCAGCGCUGCAUCGGCAGAGACAGCCGAUGCUGGACUGGCUGGACGCUGGAGGCGAUCUGGUGCGUGUACGAGUGCCUGGCGGACGCGUGCCUAGCGCCAGACGACCAGCGCGCCUCCCCGCGCCUGCACACCGCCUACCUGGACGAGGAGCCCAACACCGGCUUGCCGCCGAGGUACCAGCACGUACCGGUUGCCGGUAGUAAGAACCCCGAGGAGACGUAUCUGGCGCUGGCGUUAGAGGCCGCGCUGCUGGGCCUCGGCAUGCAGAGGAUGCUGCCAAGCGGCCUCUACGCUCAAGAAAGGUAUUGUAAACAGGAGGAGCGUCUGAUUUCCCAACUGCAGCGCGUGGAGGGUGAGGCUGCGGCGGGGGUGUGCGGGCGGGCGGCGGGGGCGCUGCUGGCGGGGGGCCCGGCCUCGUGUCUGGGCGCCACCGUGCACCCCCGCUCGGCUCCAGCGCACACCUUCGCGCGGUAUCUCUUCCUCACUCUUCUACCAGCUGAUCCUGAUCUUGCAUAUAGGGUCGGCUUAAGGGCUAUGAGGUUACCAAUGGUCGAAGAGGCGUACGCGCUAGACGCAGGGGGCGCGGGGGGCAGCGCCGCCAGCGUGGGGGGCGGGGGGGCGUGGCACACGCUGCAGCACGCGGAGCAACAGCAGGCGGCGCUGGCGAGCGCGCUGCUGGGGGCGGCCCGGGGCUCCCCCGCCCGACUGCGGGCGGCCCUGGCGGCGGCACAGCGGCACGUGAGGUCGGCGGCGCAACUGUUCCGGCUGGCCCAAGACGCGUUGAGGCACGCUGCUCCGCCCGACGCCCCACACCACCACCGAGACUUGUUGGCGGCUGCCUUCGAACUUGGACUUCAGGUGUUGAGGAUGACCUUGGCAUCAGUGAACUGGAGGAGGAGGGAGAUGGUGCGCUGGCUGGUCACGUGCGCCACGGAGCUCGGCCUGGACGCCCUGCUCUCCAUCAUGCAGAACUGGUACGAACUGUUCACGCCCACCGAGGCAACGGGUCCGGUGGCCGCGGCGGCCAUGUCCCACGCCACCGCCCUCCGACUGGGGCUCACGUUCGAGCAGCAGGAGAAGUUGAGUGCGUGCGCGCGGACGCUAGCUCUGCAGUGCGCCGCCAAGGACCCGCCGGGGUGCGCCCUGAGCGCCCUCUCGGUGUGCGAGGGGUCCGCGGGGGCCUUCGAGGCUGCGUGUGCGGCCGUGGGGGGCGCGGCGGCUCGAGGAGCGCUGGCCUCCAGCCAACUGUUCGCUGUGGCCCGGUACAUGGAGCAAAGGGGACAGCCGGCUAGAGCGAUGCGACUCGCGACGCUAGCGAUGAGGAACCUCCACUUACAUUACAACCAGGACAGCCACCCGGCCAUAGCGGACAUCCACUGGGCGGUGGCGCUGGCGCACUCGCUGGGUCGCGCCGAGCUGCAGGCCAUGCUACCACUGCUGGUCAAGAACGUGCAGUGCGCGCCCGUGCUGUCGGACGUGCUGCGACGGUGCUGUGUGGCGGCGGCGGGCUGCUCGCGGUCCCGGCCUCCGCCCCCGCGGCCCCCCACCCCGCUGCGGCCCCUGCUGGAGGCGGCGCUGCGGGCCUACGCGUCCACCACGCACGCGAGGCUCGCGCAUAUAUCGCCCCGACACUACGCCGACUUCGUUGACUUCUUGGGCAAAGCCCGCGACACGUUUGCUUUGGCGCACGACGGACCACACCAGUUCGCCGCGCUGCUGCAAGAAAUCAAACUUAAAUACAAAGGGAAGAAGAAACUGAUGUUCCUCGUCAAAGAGAGGUUCGGAUGAUGAGUAAAAAUAGUACUGAACCACAAUUUUUUUUGGGUCGUUAAGAUAACAUGUGCUAUCUAAACCCCGUUAUGACUAUAAUAAAGAAUCAAUGGGAAUAAAUGAGGCCGUCAGCGCAAGAGUGGCCAAACCCACAUUUUUUUCUAUUCAAGCUUAUAAUAUUGGAAUUUAUUUAAAAUAUAAUAAAUUUCGGUGCCAAAACCGCCCUAUCCAUAGUUUCACCCAUAGAUAACAGAUUUUUGGGCGUAUUGUUUUUUUUUGCCUACUCAAGUUAUUUAAAUUCAUGAAAACUUAAACCUCAUUGCUCCAUACUAACUAUGGUAAGAUUAGGCCACUUUUGCGCUAACGGCCUCAAAUAAUGAGUAGGUAAUGUUGUAAUUUACGGCAAACAGAUUUAAUUUAAACACAAAAGACACCUAACUGUUAUUAAGUUAACAAAAAAAAUUCGUUGGUCUUUGAGAGUUUUUUUUUGUUUUUUCUUAGUGAACUGUACAAAUAUGUUGUUCGUUUGAUAAUAAUGAUAAACAAACGAUAUGUAGUUUUUGUUAUUGUUCUAAUUCGGUUUUGUUUUAUUUGCUGCUAUUUUGCUCUGUUACAUUCUUAGUCUAAAAUCAUGCACAUACAGAACUGAUUUGACAUGCUGGAAUUGAAUACUUAAUAGUAAUCAUGUCUUUGUUAAAUACAUGGUAACACAGACAAUUUCGAUUUAAUCCACUGACGUUGACAGCUCGAAAUGUCACUGUCAAAAAAUGUGAAUAAUGGAAUUUUGUUGUCGUCAAGUGUCUACGGUAUACCGCUUUAGUUGAUCCUCUCAUUAGAAAAUAUUUCGAAGUUAAACGUAUAAAUAAAAAAGCGAAAGUAUUCCGUAACAAAGUGAACUUCGUUACGUCAUUUCUAUACUUGUAAUUAAUGUGUAAUGAUCUCAAGGAUUCCAUUGUGUAUAUAGAUGAUAAGCUGUAAAUAUAGUAAAUAGUAUUUAUACAUAAGUCGCCUUAUAGUGUGUUUCCAAGACCGACUUCGGGCCGAACCGGACGUGUUUGCUUACAGAGUGACAUUGCCAAACGUCAUACGUCGUUGUGUAAAUAAUAACGGCGGAGUUCUAUGCCCGAAUUGAGGUAUUUCGGGAAAGUUCCAUUCGUUUUUUUUUUGUGCUAACUCAAACGUUGGCACAGAAAAUAAUCUCGUUAAAAUAGCGUCCAAUAGCAGCGGAAGGAACGUUUAGUAAACAUAACACCAAAGAAAAUAUUUUAUCUAAGUCCUACAGCGGGAUAGCAACGCCAUUCGUUUCAGUAUUCAUGAGUAUAAUGUAACUUAAAUCUAAUUAUUUAUAUGCCUUUUUUUAAUUGGUUAUUGAGUUAUCGGGCAAUUGUUAAGCUCGUUUCGCUUGUAUUUAUAUGGAAAAAUGAAAGUGAACUAUAAAUUGACGUUCCAAAUAAUGGUAAUGGAAAAAUUGCCUUGCGUACGAAAAGUAGGGAUUACGCGGCCCACACUAACAUACACCUAUACCGAUCCUCCUGAAAUUUUCGAUAAAAUCUUUACAAUCGUCAGAUUUUAAUUAUGUAUCAAAAACCUUAUUCCUUCCACUAAUCGAACACUAGCUGUGAACUUCAAAAUUUCCUUCCUUGCAUCGCGUUACUCGAUGCUGAGGGUCCUGACUUUUAAAGUAUUACUUUUACUCGCCUUAUGUACUUUUUUAAUAAAAUAUUGUCGAAUCACUCACCGGAACCGAUGGUAUCAUCGACUCGCGCCGUAUCGCUUAGGGAGAAGCUUUAGGGCGGGAUUGGAUAAGGAAUAGUGAUCAUGGAAAAUUGUAGCGUACCGUAGCAAGACAUGCAUGCAUGCUGCAUACAAAAUGGGCUUAACUUUUACGCUAUCGAGAACGUUAAGAAACUCGCACACAGAAGUGACAGAUGUCAAAUCGCGAAGGCCAUGCCAAUUCGCAAUCCGUUUCCACAGAUUAGUUACACUACAGAUUGGAUUCGAACAACUUUCUUGGCCACUUUUGAUCCGACUAUAUAGACCUAUGAGUAUAUAGGAAUAUAGGACUAUAUUAUUUCUAGAAUAUAUUCUUUCUGAUUCUAUGUUCUUUCCUGAACUUCAUCAAGAAUGUCGAAAUCCACUUCACAUAAUUAAAAGGCUGACACUAAUUACGAUCAACCUUAAAAUAACACCCUCUAUAAAGCUUAUACGAUUAAAAACACAGUGUAAAUAUUUACAAGUGAAACGAACUAAACAAUUUGUAAAAAAAACAUAUACAGUUUAAUUUAAAUAAAAAAUAAAAAAAGUGUAUAUCAUCCUUAAAUUAUAGAAUUAGAUGUAAUAUAACAUGAAGUGCAUUUAUAAAUGAUAGUUAUUCAAUACUUAUUUGUAUAAAUAGUGGUCGAAUUGACGGCACUAGAGUGCUACUAAAAAUUUUUUUUGUAAUUAGGGUUGUGCGAAACUUUCAUCUAUUACUGUAUAUUUCUUGCCAAUCAGAGCCAGUACAUGACAAUGGACUAGUUUUUUGUAAUCACACACGAUCGCUACUGCCCUUAAAUUAUGCCCGUAUUGAAUUCAGGAAAGACACCGCUGACAACAUCAAUAAUUAUUUCCUGUACGCGACGAAAAAAAUCUAGAAUUUAAUAAUAUAUAAUUCAAAAGUUCAGUGUAGAUUUUUUGUUCGUCACAAAGUUUGUUCUUAUAUGACAAUCCCAAAGUUCUUGAUUGAUACCCUUUUUGCUGAGCUAAUAAGAUUCGCACUUACCUAAAAUAAAAAUUAAAAGGAUAAAAAAAAACUUUUGCCAACUCAAGAGAAUGAGGUAACAAUAAAAGUGCUAAGGACAUCUCAUAUUAUGUUUAUAUUAAAAAUGUAAAUAAAGUAUAGAUAAAAAAUAAUAAUAUUAUUUCUAGUUGAAACGGUGAACGUUAAAAUACUUCCAGUUUUUUCCUUGCCAGGGAUUAAAUAUAUAUAAAAUGUAUGUUAGAAAAUUUAUUGAAAUAUGAUGCUUUGAAACCACAACGUGAUUGGUUAAAGGAGAAAAGGCUGAACGUUUCGAUGGGAUAUUCUGAAGACGGAACCGGAGACCGGAAUCCGGAAUACAUUAUAAGAGACACUAUUUUCAUCGGUAUUCCUGAGUCUCAGAAAUAAUUAAAGCUAUUUUGGCGGUUUUUUUUACAGAUUACCAAAAACACCAAACGCGAGCUUAAACUUUUUACUGGUGGUAGGACCUCUUGUGAGUCCGCGCGGGUGGGUACCACCGCCCUGCUUAUUUCUGCCGUGAAGCAGUAAUACGUUUCGGUUUGAAGGGUGGGGCAGCCGUUGUAACUAUACUUGAGACCUUAGAACUUAUAUCUCAAGGUGGGUGGGUGGACUGUGAGUUCGUCCAUCCAUCUAAGCAAUAAAAAAUAUAUUUUGGCGAUUCUUUUUCCAGUUUACCAAAAACACCAAACGCGAACUUAAACUAUAAAUGAUUUAAUUCAAUUAAAAACGAACAUGAAAUUAAUAUUUUUUUUAAAGUAUUUAUUAUUUCAAAUUAUGUAUGUGGAUAAUCAGUAGUACUGUUUUAUCUCAGUGGGUCGCGUUUCCGAUCCGGUGGUAGAUUCUGCGAAGCACUGCUCUUGCUAGAGUCAGUGUUAGCAACUCUCCGGUUUGAGCCCCGUGAGCCCAUCUACAAACGUUAGGGUGAAGCUGAAAUAGCCUCUCAAGGCUAUCAGCAUAGGUAGAAAAAAAAACGGUUUUACCGAUGGUCAAUUACUCGUAUAUUUAAAACAGUAAAGUAUACUUACAAGUUAUUGCGAUUUUUAAACAUAUUUUUUUUUGUAUCAAACUGCUGGAACUUCGUUUCGAUAGAACUUUAGUUAAAAUUAAAAAAUAAAAAUUAAAAAUUUCUUAAACACCAGUCAUGGAAUAAACGACUUUCCAUAAUAUACGGGUAAUACAAGAUAUAUGUAUAAAACAAAGCCACAACUACAUAUACAUUUUGAAAUAAUAGUUGUUAAAUCAUUCAUAAUAGAAAGCGGUUGCCAUGUUUAAAUAAAAUCGUUACUCUAGGUAUUACCAGUAAUAAUUAAUUGCAACAUCCCAUCGAAACGAAGCAAGAAUUCGAUUUUAACCAGUUAUAUUGUUUUGUAAAAUUUACAAGCAUCACUUUGUGUUUGAAAACUGAAGCAAUAAUUUGUUUGCCUUCGAUCGGUCUGCCUUUCACAAUUGAAAUGUCACAAUACCUUAUUAUUUAUGUAUAACAAAAGUCAUUAAUAAAACUUCAAUGUAAUGCGAAGUUUCUUGAACGAUUUCAUUGCUGGUCAUUGAAACGUUUUUGCUGUAUAUUAACGAACGUUAUAAUCGUCUUUUAAAUUUGACUUGCCAAAAUAAGUAACAAGCAAUUUAUAUUUGACCCUAAGUGCCUUGAGGUGAGUCGGAAUUACUGCUGCGGUAGACCGAUCGAACUCUUCGGAGUCGUGAAGAGUAUCAGUAUUUUCAAUAUAUAUAUAUUGUCAUUCGUUAAAAAACAACAGAACUGGUGUUGUGAGGGGAGAUUUCAACAUAAAUAAUUGAAAAAUU
Molecule: messenger RNA, 8215 nt
Organism: Bombyx mori (domestic silkworm)
Lineage: Eukaryota; Metazoa; Arthropoda; Insecta; Lepidoptera; Bombycidae
Product: zinc finger SWIM domain-containing protein 4
Exons: 21
Coding region: 28-3675 (1215 amino acids)
Cellular component (GO): Cul2-RING ubiquitin ligase complex
Molecular function (GO): zinc ion binding
Source: RefSeq, a predicted model, not a curated record